This is a messenger RNA of Archocentrus centrarchus (flier cichlid), 2211 nucleotides long. Its product is annotated as zinc finger MYM-type protein 1-like. Gene Ontology annotation, molecular function: protein dimerization activity. The record is from RefSeq and is a predicted model, not a curated record. The transcript has 6 exons. Bases 1 to 2097 code for a protein of 698 amino acids. Lineage: Eukaryota; Metazoa; Chordata; Actinopteri; Cichliformes; Cichlidae.
AUGCGGAAGCUCCGGAGGCCGACAUUGGUGGAGACAGCAGGUUUUCUCUGGGGAAGGGGCCUCCUGCCAAGCCCCCAGAGAGGACCUGCUGAAGAAGACGAGACCCCUCUGGAAGCUGACAAAGGAGGAGACUUUCUGGGACUCAAUGGGUCCUCCAAGAUGCAGCCAACAUCAGACCUUCAGGCUUGGGCUAAGGACACUCAGGCAGAGCCGGGACCCAACAGCUCAGGCAUGCAGAAGAUGCUGAAGACUCUGGUGGAGGUGCAGAAGACCGAAGGGGUGCAGAAGACAGAGCUCAAGAUGGAGCUGCAGCUGAAGACUCUGAAGAUGAUGCAGGCAGCUCAGACAGCUAACGAGGUGAUGCAGACGGAUGAGACAACUGAUGAGGUGAUGCGGGCACUUCAGGCGGCGAACGAGGUGGCUGACGAGGUGAUGCGAGUGCCUCAGGCGGCUAACCAGAUGAUUCAGGUGCCUCAAGUGGUGGGCCAGAUGAUGCAGGUGACUCAGGCCGCAGACGAGGUGUCACAGAUGAUAGCACAGAUGCAAAUGCUUAUGAUGGAGAAGCUGCAGAUGUCAACACAGAUGCAGAUGGAGCAGAUGCAGGCACGGAUGCUGCAGAUGAUGGCACAGAUGAUGCAGAUGACCCAGACUCUGAUUGCAGAAAGUGCACUGGAUGCCCAGACUGGGGCUGUGCAGGCCCUACAGGUAGACGAGACUGUGGAUGUUGCUACGCAGUGCCAGCUUGUGCUUGUACUACGCUAUAUCGAUGCCAAAAACACUGUGCAGGAAAGGUUUUUUGAGUUUAUCCCUCUGCAGUCGGCUACAGCUGAUUCCAUUGCUACAGCCCUAAAAGAACGUCUUGCAACUAUUCUUCCUGAGGAUCAAAAGGCUAAGCUAAUCUGUCAGGCAUAUGAUGGAGCCAGCGUGAUGCGAGGUGCCACUGCAGGUGUUCAGAAGAAGAUACAAGAUGUGUACCCAAAUGCCCACUACAUCCACUGCUAUGCUCAUCAGCUCAAUCUAAUAAUGCAACAGGCUACUUCUCACAUAACCAAAGUUAGAAUUUUUUUUUCUAACCUUAGUGGAUUUUCCAGCUUUUUUUCCAGAUCAUCCAAGCACACAAGCGUUCUUGAUAAAGUUGUGGCCCACAGACUACCAGCAUCCAGCAAUGUCAGAUGGAACUUUCACAGCCGUGCCAUCAAUACUGUGUUUGAGCACAGAGAGGACCUCAUCCGCUGUUUCCAAAGCAUACAAGACUCUGGUGACUUUGACCCCAUUACCGUCAGAGAGGCUGGAGCAUUUGCCAUGCUACUGGAGGAUCAGGAUUUUAAGUUCUUUCUGCAACUUUUCCACCAUAUCAUGCCUCAUGUGGACCUUCUCUAUGCCAAACUCCAGAAGAAGGUCAUAGAUUCAGUCUGUAUCCAGGAGAGCAUCCAACAGUUCCAGCAGGACAUUCAAAAGAUCAGAAAUUCUCUCCACUCCAUGGUUGGACAAAGCAGUGUAGGUAGUAGUCAGCCAGUGAAGAAGCGUCGGACACUCAGUGUAGAAGACCAUGAAAGGAUUGCUGCAGAGGUCUGUGAUAUCAUACUGGGACACACCAGGGAGCGCUUUUCUUUCACAAACCACCUUGUUAGUGCCACACUCCUGCAGGGGGACAGAUUUGAACAAUACAACACAGCAUUUCCUGAAGAUGCACUGAGCAACACCUUAAAAGCCUAUCCAGUGCUCAAUCGAGAUAAGCUGAAGACAGAGCUUACUCUCAUCUACAGCAAGGAAGAGUUCAAAGCCUGUUGUGGUGCUGUGGGCCUACUCCAGCUGUUUAUGGAAAACAAUCUAGAAGAAGUCUUUUCAGAAACUGUCACGCUCUUGAAGAUCUUCAUCACCACACCCAUGACCACAGCAGAAGCUGAACGGUGCUUUUCAACUCUGAAAAGAAUCAAGACUUUUCUGAGAAACUCAAUGACUCAGGACAGGCUGAAUGCAUUGGCCAUGUUGUCAAUGGAGAAAAGACUAGUCACAGAGAUGACUGACUUUAACAAGAAUGUAAUUGAGAAAUUUGCAGGGCAGAAGGAAAGGAGGGCAAAAUUCAUGUUCAUAUAGUGCUAUUUUUUAAGAUUUGUUUUGUUUGUUUUUCAUUUGUUUGUUUGUGUGCGCCCCCCUCAGUUUUUUUAGCACCAGCCACCACUGCACUGCACCGGUCUGUCGUGGUGAAGA